GCCGGGCGUGUGGGAAGAUGUUGAUGUCUGGGCGAUAGCUCUGGCCCGUCUCUCUGUGCGGCUCCCCUUCCCGGGCUGCCUGGCUGGCAGGACGCUGCUGGGCGGGAGGAAUCGCAGUGCCCCGCGGAGGGACAGAGGAUGCCCGGACGAAGAGGAGAAAGGAGGGACGGCGAGCGAGCUAGGAGAGAGGCAAAGAUGAUCAUCAUCUCCUCGCUGGUGAGCCUGCUGCAGCCGGUGCUGUCGGCGCUGUCGGGGUCGGUGCAGUGGCAGGGCCUGGAGCACUGGUUCUUCCUGCUGGGCCUGCGGCUGCUGGCCAUGUACUUCGCCAGCGCGCCGUGGGAGAGCGCGCAGCAGGACAUCGCGUGUGCCUGGGGCCCCGGGCAGGAGGCCGACACCCGGACCUUCUGCACCUCGGUGUGCUACAACCGCCACUUCAGGGACCCGGUCAGGCCCACCUGGGGCUUCUCCUUCCUCAUCGCCCUGUUCCCCAUCACCAUCAUCCGAAUACUCUACCCCAAAGGGCCGGGCGAGGCCGCGGCGGGGACGGAGGCCGCGGCGGCCCAGCCCAACAGGGCCUCUGAGCGCCGGUUGUCGGUAGGAUCCGGCAUGGCUGCGAGGCCGAAGCUGAUGGGGGAAUCCAAGAUGGCCUCUAAAUCCAAGAUGGCUGUCACAGUCAGACUCCUGGGCGAAUCCAAGAUGGCUGCCAGGCCCAAGAUGGGAGAGGAAUCCAACAUGGCCACUAGAUCCAUCAUGGCGGGCCCGGGCCCGCCAGGAGCAGGGAUCCGGCAUGGCUGCGAGGCCGAAGCUGAUGGGGGAAUCCAAGAUGGCCUCUAA
Molecule: messenger RNA, 834 nt
Organism: Pelodiscus sinensis (Chinese soft-shelled turtle)
Lineage: Eukaryota; Metazoa; Chordata; Testudines; Trionychidae
Source: RefSeq, a predicted model, not a curated record